AUGCUCAAAUUCGGAUUGGAGCCUACCACUGUGACAUUUACUACCUUAAUUAAUGGGCUUUGUAUGGAGAGUAAAAUCGAUAAUGCAGUGGAAUUUUUCGAUGAUAUGGUAGCACGUGGUUAUCAACCUGAUGUUUAUACUUACAGUACGAUAAUAAACGGUAUGUGUAAAUUUGGGAAAACAAAUGUGGCUAUUGGGCUACUAAAGGGAAUGGCUGAUAGAGGUUGUGAGCCAAAUGUUAUGACAUACGGAGCAAUCAUUGACGCCCUUUGCAAGGAUGAACUAGUUGGUGAGGCUUUAGAGCUCUUCUCUCAAAUGAGGAAUAAGGGCAUUUCACCUAAUGUCAUCACUUACAAUAGUUUAAUUCAUGGUGUUUGCAAAUUAGGCCAAAAGAACCAAGCUUUGGCCUUGAUGAAUGAAAUGGUGGAGCAGAACAUAUUACCAAAUGUUUAUACCUUCAAUGUAUUGAUUGAUGCUCUUUGUAAGGAUGGAAUGGUUUCAGAGGCUCAAAAUACAUUCAAUGUAAUGAUUCAAAGAGGUGUAGAGCCUGAUGUGAUCACAUACACAUCCUUAAUUGAUGGUCUUUGCAUUUCAGACCAUUUCAAGGAAGCUUUGGCCUUGUUGAAAGAAAUGGUGGGAAGGAACAUAUCCCCUAUUGUUUUUACCUUCAAUAUAUUGAUCGACACUCUUUGUAAGAAAGGACUCGUUUCAAAUGCACAAAAUAUAUUCAAAAUAAUGAUUCAAAGAGGUGUGGAACCUAGUGUUGUCACUUAUAAUUCAUUGAUGUAUGGAUAUUGUCUAGGCAGCCAAAUUGACAAGGCUAGAAAGCUAUUUGAUCUGAUGGUGACCAAUGAAAUAGCUGACAUAUUUAGCUACAACAUUUUGAUCAAUGGAUAUUGUAAGUACAAAAUGAUAGAUGAUGCAAAGCAGAUUUUUGAUGAAAUGUCUCAUAAAGGUUUAAUUCCUGAUGCUGUUACUUAUCAUACUCUUAUAAAGGGUAUGUUUCAAGCAGGGAGGCCCCAAAAUGCAAAAGAGCUCUUUAAGGAUAUGUGCUCUUAUGGUAAACAAUCAAAUAUAGUAACCUUCUCAAUUAUGAUUGAUGGCUUGUGUAGACAGGGGAAUCUCGAUGAAGCACUCACCCUAUUGAAAGAAAUGGAGGAAAGCCAGUUGAAGCCUGAUCUUGUGACCUAUUGCAUUCUGAUCAAUGGUAUGUGCAAAGCUAGCAAGAUUAAUGAUGCCAAGGAACUGUUUUCUAGUCUUUUUGAAAAUGGUUUACAACCUAAUGUUUAUAUAUAUAGUGCAAUUAUGAAAGGACUCUGCCGAGAAGGAUUAAUAGACGAAGCAUAUAAGAUUUUUAGAGACAUGGAAAAGGGAGGAUGUUUACAGAAUAAUUGUUGUUAUAAUAUCAUCAUUCAAGGGUUUCUCAGGCAUGAGGAUUUACCAAAAGGAACUAAUCAACGAAAUGGUUGA
Messenger RNA from Manihot esculenta (cassava), 1470 nucleotides. Its product is annotated as pentatricopeptide repeat-containing protein At3g22470, mitochondrial. Lineage: Eukaryota; Viridiplantae; Streptophyta; Magnoliopsida; Malpighiales; Euphorbiaceae. The coding region runs from base 1 to 1470 and encodes 489 amino acids. Gene Ontology annotation, molecular function: protein binding. The record is from RefSeq and is a predicted model, not a curated record. The transcript has a single exon.